This is a messenger RNA of Myodes glareolus (Bank vole), 1003 nucleotides long. It is a transcript of the gene Surmir, whose product is annotated as SLC35A4 upstream open reading frame protein. The record is from RefSeq and is a predicted model, not a curated record. Lineage: Eukaryota; Metazoa; Chordata; Mammalia; Rodentia; Cricetidae.
CCCCGCCUUUCCCCGAAAUGCUCCGGAAGUGCCUCUACCCUCAGUAGAGUUGGAAGUAACCUUUGACGUAGGGAGGCGGGGCUGCGCGUGCGCAACAAGUUCGGCGGGGGAAGAUGGCGGAUGACAAGGAUUCUCUGCCGAAGCUUAAAGACCUGACAUUUCUCAAAAACCAGCUGGAGCGCCUACAGCAGCGUGUGGAGAAUGAAGUCAACAGUGGUGUGAGCCAGGAUGGCUCGCUCUUGUCCUCCCCGUUCCUCAAGGGAUUCCUGGCAGGCUAUGUGGUGGCCAAACUGAGGGCAUCAGCAGUAUUGGGCUUCGCAGUGGGCACUUGCACUGGCAUCUAUGUAGCUCAGUCGUAUGCUGUACCCAACGUGGAGAAGACCCUGAAGAACUACUUUAGGUCACUACGAAAGGGGCCCGACUAGACCCUUUGGGGAAGGCAGGAUGGGUGUGUUGGACCUGCAGUAAAGAACUGGGAGCUCCGAACCCUGCCUCGUCCUGCAUGCACAUGGCUACUUAAGUUUGCUCUUCUUGCCUGCUGUGGUCACUCCUGAAGACCCCUGCCCUGAAGCUUGGUGCUGGCUGCUUCAGCCCAGCAUGGUGUCCACAUAAAGGAUUCUUAGUUUGCCCGCUCCACAGUGCUGCUCUUCUUUCCUAGCCAUUAUUCUGGAACGGUCAGAGGGGGCUGGGGUUUGACUCAUCUCAGGAAACGUUGCCCCUGGGCCCUGGCAUAAGCCUACACUCCUGACCCCUGUGCUAACUCAAGGGCCCUGCUGAAGCCCACUUGACCUCUAAGGCACCUAGGAGGUACUGUUUUUCCCACCUGUUCUCCCUCCUAGUGGUAUUCCACCUCCCAACAGCCGGGGAAGGCUCUGCAGAGUAACCAGGGACCAGGUACAGACAAUGUCUAUAGCUAAUCAGUGUCUAACUACUUAAGCAAUAAGGUCUUAAUAAAGUGUUGAGGGCGUAGGGUGCUUCCUACAGCCUCUCACAGUUUUGCGUA